Messenger RNA from Clupea harengus (Atlantic herring), 2607 nucleotides. RefSeq names its product small nuclear RNA activating complex, polypeptide 2 (gene snapc2). Lineage: Eukaryota; Metazoa; Chordata; Actinopteri; Clupeiformes; Clupeidae. The record is from RefSeq and is a predicted model, not a curated record. Gene Ontology annotation, biological process: snRNA transcription. Gene Ontology annotation, cellular component: nuclear body. Gene Ontology annotation, molecular function: RNA polymerase II general transcription initiation factor activity.
GAUUUCACACAGAUUUAUCUGGGGGUUAUAGUCACCUUAAUACGCUACUCAUUUUUUUGAGAAGAAUAGCUUUACAAAAGAAGUGUGAGAACAACGCAUAAUUCUCUGUCUACUAUGGUAGCGUGGCCGAGCGGUCUAAGGCGCUGGAUUAAGGCUCCAGUCUCUUCGGAGGCGUGGGUUCAAAUCCCACCGCUGCCAUUACUUUUUUUGCAAUUACAUGAAAAAUUAACCCAGGAAUACGUAUAUAUAACAGCGUGCUUCGAAAGUCAACAUUUUGGGGUGUUAAAGAAAGGAGCUAACACAGAGACGUGGUCCCGGGCGACAACAUUUCAGUAACAGCCAACGCGACUAUCUAGUACUAGUACGUUUCGCUUUUCGUACUUUUUGAACCAGCGGGUCACCCGUCAGAAGAACCAAAGUGACGCGGUAGUCUGCAGCCAGAUAAUUUCUAAAUAGUGGUGUAGGUAAAUCUAAAUUGCCAUUAAGUUGUCUUGCUGACUCAAACUAAUUUGAAACGUCGCAACAAAUGAAGAGCUAGGCACAUUUGCCACCUAGAAGCGAUGAAGCCCCCUGCCCGUUCCACUAGGUCUACGAAGUCCGUAGUUGAGUUUCUGGAAAGCAAACCAGACCUCAAGACAAAGUCAAACAGAGAUUCACAUUUCAAGGAAAAAUGGACAUCCAGAGAACUUCGAAAAAUUGCAGUAGGAGUCCGCCAACAAUUCAAAUCUCGUCUCGAUGACAUAGACACGCAUGCUCUCCAGACCCGGGUGCCUAAACGGUCAAUUCAGGAGGUCGAAUCGUUGUUGGAGCCUCUGAAGUUAACCGUUGCUAGAAAAGUGUUCCAUCAAGCGAAGAAACAGCUAAAGAACGAACGUGAACAGAGAGUUCCUAUCCAGGUAUGGACUGAGCUGAUGGAGAGAAUGGCCGGAAAUCAUGAAGAAAACAUUUCUUCUGCGUUCACCCGGAUGCUGGUAGUAGCUGGCACAGAACCCUGCAGUCUCCAGCACUCCGACCCUCCCCGUUCCCUAGAAAGCCCAGCAUCAGCCUUAACUAGUGUACGGACAAUUUCAGAGUUUUCCACCAGUGGUACUGUUAACAGCUUGAAAUCUGGGGCCCAGAUGUGUUCCACUGGGGAUGCACAACCGCUUUCAGGAAUGGGAUGUGUGUCAAAUCCCAAUAUUUCUUGCCCGGACAACAAUAACAGUCCACUCUCCAAGCCCUCUUUUAGCUCCAGCACGUCUGCGGCAGCAGUAGUCUCAGAAACUUUCACCAGUGCAACACCUUCGCCCUCUGUUGCACAGCAUACCCAGACUCCUGAAAUGAUGGCACUUGCCCAAUCAGUGGGUAGACAGACCAGCUCAUCACCUGUAGGUGUGUCGUCGCCGCCGCCACCGCCACCGUCGCCGUCGUCCCUGCACAGCCAAAGGGCAGUGGAUGAUCAGGGGGGUACAUCCAGCCAAGGCAACCCUUCUCAAUCUGGCGCACUGGAGAACACAGUGGACUUUGAAAAGAUUUACACCUAUCUCAGCUCAGUCAGGAAGGGUGGCCACGAGCGCCACCUCACGCCAAUGGAGUGUGCCGUGGUUGUGGACCUUAUCAUGUCGCUCCCUGAGGAGCUCCCUCUGCUGGACUGUGAUAAUCUGCAGGAACACUUUUUGCAAAUGUACACCCGACUAACCACUCCAUUCAACCCGCCACUAACGAGCCUCGCUGCUGAACCGACCAACUUGGGUGGGGAAACAUCAAGCAUCACUGCUGAACCAACCAACUUGGGUGGGGAAACAUCGUCACGCCUCGCUGCUGAACCAACCAACUUGGGUGGGGAAACAUCAUCACUCCCUCGUGCUGAACCGACCAACUUGGCUGGGGAAACAUCAUCAUCACGCAUCGCUGCUGAACCGUCCAACUUGGGUGGGGAAACAUCAUCAUCACGCAUCGCUGCUGAACCGUCCAACUUGGCUGGGGAAACAUCAUCAUCACGCAUCGCUGCUGAACCGUCCAACUUGGGUGGGGAAACAUCAUCAUCACGCAUCGCUGCUGAACCGUCCAACUUGGGUGGGGAAACAUCAUCAUCACGCAUCGCUGCUGAACCGUCCAACUUGGGUGGGGAAACAUCAUCAUCACGCAUCGCUGCUGAACCGACCAACUUGGGUGGGGAAACAUCAAGCAUCGCUGCUGAACCGUCCAAUUUGGGUGGGGAAACAGCAUCAUCACACAUCGCUGCUGAACCGACCAACUUGGGUGGGGAAACAUCAUCACACAUCGCUGCUGAACCGACCAACUUGGGUGGGGAAGCAUCAUCAUCACGCAUCGCUGCUGAACCGACCAACUUGGGUGGGGAAGCAUCAGCAUCCGGCAUUCAGACCAAGGAGUCCACUACGGUGCCUCAGGCCCCCCAAGUUAAAGAGAGCUGGGAGAAUAUAGGCAUUUGUCCUCUAAAUCCUUUAAUGGUGCCCAUAUCCCUCUUAGCACGAAAACAGGACACAAGUUAAUAAGUUAAUAAUGUCACCUUAAUUCACUAAGAGUUGUUGAGGUGGCGUUGUUUAAUUCAUGGACAGUUCAGUUUGUUUUGGUGUUUUGUUAAUAAUAAAACACGUUUUAAAGGCA